Messenger RNA from Periconia digitata, 2319 nucleotides. NCBI's taxonomy places the organism in Eukaryota, Fungi, Ascomycota, Dothideomycetes, Pleosporales, Periconiaceae. The record is from the annotation of a GenBank genome assembly.
AUUCUGCAAAUCUGGGUGCAUUGCAUUGUGUGUCUCAUACUUUUCUUCAUGAUGAUGAGGUUGGUGUUAUCGUCCAUGAUCAAUUCUUCUACACUCCAUGAUAUAUCAUCGAAACAUGCCUUGAAAAUGAACAUAAUUCCCAAAACCUGCAUACUCAGUGGUUUUACUACCCGAAUACAAAAGAAACCCGCACCAAGCCUCCAUAAAAAUGUGUGCGAAAACAGUAUUCCCCUUGCAGAGAGGCUUCAAUCACCUACGUCAUCGUCCAGUAGACUCGUAACAUAAACACGCGCCUAGCAGCAGCUACAAGAACACAUCCAUCAAAUCAGCGAUACUACAAUUCCUUCUCUUACGAAAACCAUACCCCUAGAAUGAUACACGCAGGAUCCCACGCUACACGCCCUGCAUCCAAUCUUGCCUAAUCGAGCAUAACCACAACCGCAUCCAUCGAUGACGUACCGAACUCUACACCUACAACUACACCUCUCCUUCUCACCACACCACCGUGCAUUUCUCACCACCAGACCCGUGACAUUCCCACCCCCAUCCCCAUCCUCAUCCACCCCUUUCCCGUAUCUCCCAAAACCACAGCACCAGGCCCCCCACAAAUCACACACAUACAUUACUAUCACCGCUGCCAAAAUGAGCUGGAUGGAUUCGUGGUCGCGCCCCUCGAAAUCCCAAGCCACGCCUCCCCCUUUAUACCUCACAACUCCCGACGUGCCGUACUGCCGGAGCUGCGGGCGCGUCAUCUCGCAGCGCCGGACGCAGCAGCCGUCCAAGAAGACGCAGGAAAUCAAGUACUGCUCCGCGCGCUGCAGGAACACGAAACCAGGGCCUGUGGAUCGAAGGAUCGAGAGUGUUUUUACGGCGUUGUUAGAUGGUGCUACUGCGGAGUCUCUAAAAGGGAAAGAGGGAGAGGGAGGCGAUGGUGGUGCUGUGGAGGCGAGGAAAGCAGCAGGUACAGAAAGUAGCUCAGCAGUGCACCACAAAGGCAAAAAAGAUCACAAGAAAGCGAAGAAAGCUAUCAAAGGUGAUCCGAGGAUCAUCGUGGAAUGCAGGACGGUAGAAGAGAUAGUGUUCCAGCAUGAAAAGGAUCCAGAGAAAGUUUUUGGACGGCGCAAGAAUAGAGCGGCGAGGGGGGUAGUGGAGAGGCCGGAGGAUUGGCGCAGUGUCGAUAUGGUUGAUGAUCCCGCAUCGCCAUCAGCAAGUCGCCAACAUGUUGCGAGGGACUCUUUACAUUCGGUGUCGGCGGACGAUGCGAAUGGACGGUCUGGCUCUACUUCGUCUGAGCUGGACGAAGAAGAGGAGGGGUCAGGUGGUGUCUCGUUGAACGCGGCUUCUUCCGAAGGUGCUCAGCUUGACAAAGCUACUUCGGCCGCCUCCGAGGAUGUGGUUCCCCUCUACGGAUACGGCGGUGGUAAAAUCCGACCCCCGCAGUCGCAAUCUAGUAUCAACGGCAGCAUCGGCGGCGAAAAGGGCUGGGCUGAGCGCAUUGAGGAGACGGACGAGAUGAAGGCGAAGCGACGCGAGGGACAGCGCAGAGCAGACGAGCGAGAGAUGGUCCGACGGGCGGCGAGGAGGUUAGUCGCGUUUGGGAGUGCUGCAGCUGAUGGAGAGGGUGAGGAGAGGAGAAAGUGCGAAGCUGUGAUGAAGGGGGUGGUGGUCGAGGCGAGCUUCGCCAAGGGAGAAUGGGGCAUUCGGUGGAGGGAGAAGGUUUAGAAAAUAUGAGUGCUUGUUCAUUGACAUGGCAGAUGAUCGCCGCAUGAAGACAGAACUCGGACCAGCUCGCCUUGUGCGCUGGAUCUGUUUAAACAAUACAUUUAUUCAAUGGUUCACUGGGAGUGGGCGGUCGGUAUCUUAUCGAAGAGAUGAAAUUGUGAACAGAAGACGAACCCUCCGCACACUGGCAUUUGAGUGACAAUCCGCGUAUGAGUAAUGCAUGAUGAUCAUGAACCAAAACGAUCAUAUAUGUAGGUAAAGGAACAUAGCAUGUCCCAUACCAUAUAGUAGAACUCCUAUCAGUACAGCCGGACGACCUCCUACUUCACCCUCUCGAGUGAUAAAAAGACAGCACCAGCUCAAGACCCAAUAGAUAGAGGUGGAAAGAUGUGUUCCCAUUUGAAGAGUGACUGGUCACUCCAGCGCGUGUUCCUACCAACCACACACGUGUGCAUGAACGCCAGCUUUUCGUGAAAGCCAGGGCGUAAUCAUCGACGCUCGUCCUUCAUUCCUUUGCACCCUUUGUACCCUCCCAUACAGUCGUGGGCAUGAGGAUCUGUACCAAAAUACAUGUGACCCUAACCCUAACCAUAACCC